UCAAACUAGCAGCACACAUCGCAGAGCUCAGCACGUGUUUUGUUUGUAUUUCUAAAAAAAGUUAAAAUUUUAAUAAAGACCGUAUAUAAUUAAAAAAAUAACAAAAAAAUGGGUAAAUUUCGUUCGAAACUAAAGCGCCAUAGCAAGGGGAAAACCUGGAGCAAAGGACAUUCCUCUACCUCCAAUCCGGAACAAAUGAAGCAUCGCAACAAAGCAAAGUCGAGAUUUUUUCAACCCAAUAUAAGUUUAGCUCCUCCUGAAGCCGAACGAAAUCCCAAUACCCUUACCCUUGAGGCGGUAAUGAAACAUGAGCAAAGACAGGCAUUUAAUGCUGAAACCACAACGGUUAAUGAUGUUGCUGGUAGUUUAAAAUCCUUCAGCCUGCAUGAUGACGAUGAGUUAAUGUCCGAAUCACAAGGUGGCACCUUUAAAACUUUCAAAACUUUCGCUUCCAACUACAGCACCUGCAGUAAUAUGAGUUUCAAAAAACUUCUCGUUGGCUUUCGUGCCUCCUCGGACUUUCACAAAGAAAUGUUGGCUAUUCUUACAGCUUUAACAGAAAUUAUUAAAGAAAGAGGUGGCACUGAAUCAUCAACAGAGUACUUUAUUUUGUUAAUGGAACAAAUUGAGGCCAGUACCGAGGAUAGUGAAAUCAUUGCUGGUGUUUCACUUUUGUCUAUGGGUAUUAAGUCUGUACCUGCAGCAGUAUUGCGAAAACGUUUUAGCGAAACAGCAGGAACUUUAAUGUCGUGUCUACAAAGAUUUAUGGAUUCCAAUAAUCAGUCGAUAAUUAAAUAUGUUAUUGGAUGUUUAUCGGUUUUAUUAAGAGCUCAGGAUUAUAUGACCUGGACUUACUCGUCAACAUGGCAAUAUAUGGAUGCGUUAUUAUCCUUUACGAUACACUCAAAACCCAAGAUACGUAAAGCUGCUCAGCAUGCUGUAGUUUCUAUUAUUCACGGCAGUUCCUUUAUGUUGCCUCCAAAACCAGCUGAUAACGAAGAGGAGAAUGAAACUCCUGUAGACACCAGCAAUCAACAACCACAAAUAAAGUUUCAUCCUGCCGGCAGUCGUGUUACCAAAUUCUGUUUAAAUCAAUUCAAGCCCGAAGUUCUGGCCCAACAACAAACUACUGUACUGCACACAUUAGCGUUGCUAAAAGAAACCAUUAGUGGUUUUAAGACCGACGAUAUAAGGACUGUAUGCGAACAUUUGCUGUCCAUUAUGACCGCCGCGAAUGUUUUGGUAAGAACAAAUUGUUUACAAACCAUGCAUCAGCUUUUUGUAUCACGGACCACAAACUUGAAUGGCCUGCUAUGCGCUAAACUGUUGACAGCUAUCCAUGAAUAUCGUCCAGAUCGCACAGAUUAUCGUCAAACAUUGGCCUGGUUAACAGUGCUCAAGGAGGGUCACAUACAUUUGAGUCAAUUGGAAUUGAAUUUAUGCAUAAAUGCUUUACCAAGUUUUGUGGAAAUAUGCUGCAGCGAUUUAUGGCUUUCGGAUAGAACCGAUAUUAUAGUAGGUGUCUCCAAUGCCAUUAAAGAAUUGUUAUAUGAAUGUGUUAAACCCGCCUGUGCCACACAAGAAUUGGCUAAUGUAUAUCGAGUACCCAUAACAAAAAUAUUGUCUUCAGUGCACAAAGUUUUAAGUGCUCCCUUUGGAGAGGUUGCCAAAUAUGUGGUCUUAACAUUCUCCAUAAUAUUCGAAGUAUGUGGUACUUACUACAGCAAAGAACUGUCGGCUUCGUUGUUGGAACUGGCAAAACGUUACGAUACUCAAUCUGCUUUGCGCAUACAAAUUGAACAUGCCAUUAUUUCGGCUAUUAAAGCCAUGGGACCCGAAAUUGUCUUGAAGUCCAUACCUUUAACUAAUGCUAAAGGUGAAGUUUUAUUGGAGAAAUCCUGGUUGUUGCCUUUACUUAGAGAAGGCGCUGCUGGAGCUAGUUUUAAAUUCUUUAAAGAGGUGAUCUUAGCCUUAGCUUUGGAUUGCAAUAAAAAAUGGCAUAAAUUUGCCGAUGAGAAGCAAGUAUCCAUGUCCCAUACUUACGAACUGCUGUGCUGUCAGUUGUGGGGUUUAUUCCCAGGUUUCUGUAGAGCUCCCAAAGAUCCUGAUAACUUUAAAUUAAUAGCACCAACUUUGGGUAAUGCAUUAGAUAAUAAUCCUGAAUUUAGGGCUCCCAUCUUCGAUGGUUUAAUUGAAUUGAUACAAAAUGAAGAACAAACUGUUAUUCACGAAGCUUUGGGCAAAUAUGCUAAAAACUUUUUACCCAGAUUGUUUAAUAUUUACACACAAAAACCCAAUGGCACUUAUGAACAAGAUUUACGCAAGAAAUCUUUGGAAGUUAUUAAGUUGUAUUUAACAAAAACACCCAAUGACAUGUUAAAAGAACUCUUUGAUACCGCUCACAAACAAUUGGAAGGCACUGCUGUGGGCACCUUUGAAUAUGACUCCAUUUUUGACAUCACUGCGGCUUUAGUAUUAUUCCAGACUUGCGAAGUUAUACGCAGCUUUUUCGAAACCUACAUAGUGCCAGUUUUAAUGAAGAGUGAAAAAUCAAAAUUAGUGACCAAAGAUGAACAAAAAUUGAAGAAGCAACAGCGCAAAACUUAUGAAUUAUUGCGCGAUAUUUUAACUUCUGAGGCCGCUUCGUGCAAAAAGUUUACACGCACCAAUUUGAUAGCUUUGCAAAAGUUACUUUUAGAAGCCUUCUCCACCAGUUGUGCCGUUUGUCAAGCAGCACGUUUAAGAUGUCUGAAAAUUCUUAUUGAGAAUCGCAAAAACAAUUCGAUCACCGAUAAGAUUAUUAUCAAAACUUUGCCAGAGGCUGUUAUAAAUUACAAAGAAUUUUCCACACGCAAAGAAAAUAUUUCCGAGGAAUUAUUAAAAUUAAUUUUGGACUUGUAUCAGGAGGCUGAAAAAUUAAAUGAUUUUGUAGACAUUCUGACGGCUGGCUUUGCUGGCGAUGAAUCUUUGAUUACCAAUACAAUUCUAGCCUUCCGUACAGUGGUACAGAGCCAGGGCAAGAACUUAACUGUUAGCACUUUGGAAUUCAUAAUGGAGCAAAUUGCGGUAUUUUUAGUGCAAAAAUCAAGAUCACAAGCUGAAGCUUCGGUGGCAUUUUUAAUCACUUUCAUUAAAGUAAUGCCUGCACCUUUGGUGGCCAAUCAUUUGGAAACUAUAAUGAAAUCUCUUUCGGCCAUGGUUAAGGAUACCAAACGUUUCUGUCGCAUACAAAUUGGUUAUUUAUUAAAGAAACUUUGCAAACGUUUUACUGCCGAAGAAUUGAUAAGAUUUGUUCCCGGUGAUGAUGAAGUUACUCAUCGUAGACUUAAAAAGAUACGCAAACAAUUGAGACGCGAAAAUCGCAAGAAACAAUCGGAAGGUAAUGCCAAGGACAGUGAUGAAGAGGGCUCCGAUGAAGAAUUUGUGCCUGGCUUGGAAAAGAAAAGUGUUACAAUCGAUGAUAUUUUGGCUGAUUCUGACUCCGAUUUACCGGAAGACAUGGACGAUGAUGAUGACCAUAAUGCAGCUGAUAAAUCUAAAAACAAAAAACAACGCAAUACUUUCAUACGUGAAGAUCCAGAAGAUAUUGUUGAUUUAGCUGAUAUUAAAUCAAUAGGAAAUGUUUUAACUAACCGCCCCAACUUGGAUGCUGCUAAAUCGGGUGGUAAAACAAAAUCUAGUGAUCCCAAUCGUGGCUUCAAAACCGCUGAUGAUGGUCGUCUUAUUAUUAGUGAUAAAGCCUUGCGUGGCAUGGAUGAUGAUGAGGGCGAUAGCAGUAGUGAUGAUGACGAUGAUGAGGGUGUUGAAAUGAAUGAGAAAAAGGCUGUUAAACGUGGCAUGGAAGAUGAUUCCAGUGAUGAUGAAGAUGUUGGUGCCAUGGCUCCCAGCCGUAAACGUAAAGCAGCUGAUGCAUUAAGUAUGCGUUCGGGUAAAACUUCAGCUUCACGUUAUACCACCGGCGGCAAAGGUAUUCAUAGAAAUGUUGGCGCUGCUUCAGAUGCAAUCUCUAUGAAAUCGGGUAAAUCUGGCUAUUCGACUAAAUCGGGCAAAUCAAAUCAUACAGGUGGAGAAUAUACCACUAAGAAAGCUAAGGGUGAUAUGAAAAAGAAGGGAAAAUUAGAUCCAUAUGCUUACAUACCAUUAAGUAGAAAUACUUUAAAUAAAAGAAAACGUGCUAAACAUGCGGGAGCAUUUAAGAAUAUAGUUAAUGGUGCACGUAAAGGAGCUUUAAAGGGAGUUAAAAGUAAAAUGGCUAAAGCCUAUAAAAAGUAAAUGAAUGAAAUAGAUUUUUAGUUUUUGUUUUUCUCAAUUUAAAAAAGAAGUUGUGUAUAUUUAUUGCAAAGAAGUUUUUUAUUAUGAAAAUUUAAUUAUAAUUCAAUAC
Lucilia cuprina (Australian sheep blowfly) is the source of this 4381-nucleotide messenger RNA. RefSeq names its product RRP12-like protein. The transcript is spliced from 12 exons. Bases 109 to 4272 code for a protein of 1387 amino acids. The record is from RefSeq and is a predicted model, not a curated record. Lineage: Eukaryota; Metazoa; Arthropoda; Insecta; Diptera; Calliphoridae.